Molecule: messenger RNA, 3303 nt
Organism: Musca vetustissima
Lineage: Eukaryota; Metazoa; Arthropoda; Insecta; Diptera; Muscidae
Gene: Spt5
Product: transcription elongation factor SPT5
Exons: 11
Coding region: 17-3292 (1091 amino acids)
Biological process (GO): regulation of DNA-templated transcription elongation; transcription elongation by RNA polymerase II; transcription elongation-coupled chromatin remodeling
Cellular component (GO): DSIF complex
Molecular function (GO): protein binding; mRNA binding
Source: RefSeq, a predicted model, not a curated record
CAUAGUAUUUAACAAAAUGUCGGAUUCGGAAAGUAAUAUGUCCGACAGCGGAUCUGAAGAUGGAUCUGUCGGCUCCAAUAAAUCACAGAAAAGUGUACGCUCUAGAUCCCGUUCACCCAUACGUUCCAGAUCGGGUUCACGUUCCGUGUCCCGAUCACGCUCAAGAUCUCAUUCCAGAUCGCGUUCCCGUUCAAGAUCUCGUUCACGGUCGCGGUCUCGUUCCAGAUCACGGUCCGUUGCCUCAGAGUCGGGUUCCGAAGGUUCGGUAAGAGGUCAUAAGAGGGCACGCGACGAAGAGGAGGAAGAAGAAGAAGGUGAUGAUGUUGACUCGGAAGAAUAUGAGGAAGACGAGGAGGAUAGACAUCGGAAGAAAAAGAAGAAGGAUCGUUUUGGUGGAUUUAUUAUUGACGAGGCCGAGGUCGAUGAUGAGGUUGAUGAAGACGAAGAAUGGGAAGAAGGAGCCAACGAAUUGGGUAUUGUGGGUAAUGAAAUUGACGAAUUGGGUCCAACGGCCCGUGAUAUUGAAAUUAGACGACGUGGCACCAAUCUUUGGGAUACCCAACGAGAAGAUGAAAUCGAGGAAUAUUUACGCAAGAAAUAUGCUGAUGAAUCGAUUGCCAAGAGACACUUUGGUGAUGGUGGUGAAGAAAUGUCUGAUGAAAUUACCCAGCAAACUCUAUUGCCCGGUAUUAAGGAUCCCAAUUUAUGGAUGGUAAAAUGCCGCAUUGGAGAAGAAAAAGCCACCGCUCUUUUGUUGAUGAGAAAAUUCUUAACCUAUUUAAAUACCGAUGAACCAUUACAAAUUAAAUCUGUGGUCACACCCGAAGGUGUUAAGGGUUAUGUUUACAUUGAAUCGUAUAAACAAACUCAUGUUAAGGCAGCCAUUAAUAAUGUGGGUAAUCUGCGUAUGGGCCAAUGGAAACAAGAAAUGGUACCCAUUAAAGAAAUGACAGAUGUCCUGAAAGUGGUUAAAGAACAAGCUGGCCUAAAGGUAAAACAAUGGGUUAGACUCAAGAGAGGUCUAUACAAAGAUGAUAUUGCUCAAGUGGACUAUGUGGAUUUGGCCCAAAAUCAGGCGCAUUUGAAGUUAUUGCCACGUAUUGAUUAUACCAGGAUGAGAGGAGCUUUGAGGACCACAGCAAGUGAUGCUGAUAAGAAUAAAAAGAAACGUAGGCCUCCAGCCAAACCUUUUGAUCCUGAAGCUGUGAGAGCUAUUGGUGGUGAAGUCCAUUCCGAUGGUGACUUUUUGUUGUUUGAAGGCAAUCGUUAUUCCCGCAAGGGUUUCUUAUAUAAAAAUUUCACCAUGUCGGCCAUACAGGCUGAGGGUGUUAAACCCACUUUGGCGGAAUUGGAAAGAUUUGAAGAGACACCAGAAGAUGUAAAUUUGGAAAUUGCAUUGGGAGCCAAGGAUGACCCCACCAUGGGACAUUCCUUUUCCAUGGGUGACAAUGUUGAAGUAUGCGUAGGUGAUUUGGAAAAUUUACAGGCUAAAAUUAUAGCCAUAGAUGGUGGUAUGAUAACGGUUAUGCCCAAACAUCAAGAUUUGAAGGAUCCCUUAGUAUUCAAGGCAAAUGAAUUGCGUAAAUAUUUCAAAACUGGUGACCAUGCUCGUGUAUUGGCCGGUCGUUACGAGGGUGAAACUGGUUUGAUUAUUCGUGUCGAACCAUCACGUGUUGUUUUGGUAUCGGAUUUGACAAAUCACGAACUGGAAGUUUUACCCAAAGAUUUGCAACUUUGCUCAGAUGUGGCAACGGGUGUUGAUUGUUUGGGUCAAUUUCAAUGGGGUGAUUUGGUACAAUUGGAUGCCCAAAAUGUGGGUGUCAUUGUACGCCUGGAACGUGAGAAUUUCCAUGUCUUGGGUAUGCAUGGCAAGGUGAUUGAAUGCAAACCCACCGCUUUACACAAAAGACGUGAGAAUCGUAAUACAAUUGCUUUGGAUGCUGAUCAAAAUCAAAUUCGGCGUCGUGAUAUUGUCAAGGUCAUGGAAGGACCACAUGCAGGCCGCUCGGGUGAAAUUAAACAUCUGUAUCGCAGCUUGGCUUUCCUCCAUUGCCGUAUGUACACGGAAAACGGUGGCAUCUUUGUGUGUAAGACACGCCAUCUUCAAUUGGCCGGUGGCAGUAAAUCGCAAACAAAUAAUUUUGGGCCAUUGGGUGGUUUGGGUUUUAUGUCGCCACGUAUACAAUCACCCAUGCAUCCAUCAGGUGGCCGUGGAGCCAGGGGUGGAGCCAGAGGUCGUGGUGGUUUCCAGGUUAGACGUGAUCGUGAAAUUUUGGGCAAAACAAUUAAAAUCAGUGGUGGUCCUUAUAAAGGUGUUGUUGGUAUUGUCAAAGAUGCCACCGAGAGUACAGCUCGUGUGGAAUUACACACCUCGUGUCAGACCAUCUCAGUCGAUAGAAAUCACAUUGCCAUUGUUGGUCCAGCUGGUAAGGAUGGCAGUCUCUCUUCGUAUGGCCGCACACCGGCACGUACUCCCGGCUAUGGUUCGCAUACUCCCAUCUAUGCGGCUGCCGGUUCCAAGACGCCAUUGCUUGGCAGUCAAACACCCAAUUGGGAUUCUGAGGGUCGUACACCGUAUAGCAGUUCUAUGACACCUCUGCACGAUGGUAGCAUGACACCACGCCACGGUGCCUGGGAUCCAACUGUUACCAAUACCCCAGCUCGCAGCAAUGAUUUCGAUUAUUCCUUGGAAGAACCAAGUCCCAGUCCUGGCUAUAAUCCCAGCACACCCGGCUAUCAAAUUAAUACCCAAUUUCCACCCCAAACACCUGGUACCCUAUAUGGUUCAGAUCGCAGCUAUAGUCCAUUUAAUCCAAGCCCAAGUCCAGCACCAUCUCCUUAUCCGGUGGGCUAUAUGAAUACCCCAUCACCGUCAAGUUAUUCACCCAAUACUCCAGGUGGGGGAGCACCCAAUUCGCCAUACAAUCCUCAGACACCUGGCGCCAGUUUGGAAUCACCCAUCGGUGAUUGGUGUACCACAGAUAUUGUGGUUAAAAUUCAUACCCAUGAUGAUGCUGAUCUGGUGGGUCAAACCGGUAUUAUACGUACCGUAUCGAACGGGGUAUGUUCAGUGUUUUUGCAGGAGGAGGAUCGCAGUGUAUCGGUGGUAUCGGAGAAUUUGGCACCUGUUUCCCCAGCCGAAGGUGAUGAAUUUAAGGUCAUCUAUGGUGAUGAACGUGAAUCUGUGGGCAAGAUUCUUUCGGUGGACAAGGAUUCAUGUGUGUGCAAACUGAAUGGGGAAGUGAAGAUGAUACCAACUUCACAUUUGGCCAAAAUGAAAUCGAUUGAUUAAAUAUUUUAAAU